Pneumocystis carinii B80 is the source of this 3169-nucleotide messenger RNA. RefSeq lists its product as hypothetical. Gene Ontology annotation, biological process: telomere maintenance via telomerase. The transcript is spliced from 23 exons. Gene Ontology annotation, molecular function: telomeric repeat DNA binding; telomerase RNA binding. NCBI's taxonomy places the organism in Eukaryota, Fungi, Ascomycota, Pneumocystomycetes, Pneumocystales, Pneumocystaceae. The record is from RefSeq and is a predicted model, not a curated record. Gene Ontology annotation, cellular component: telomerase catalytic core complex. Bases 1 to 3123 code for a protein of 1040 amino acids.
AUGGAUAUUUCAAAAUCUGUUUCUUUACGUCUUCUUGGUCAAUUUUAUCGAUUUAUUUUAUCAUUACGUGAUGUUUUAAGAUAUCGUUUUAAAAAUUAUGAUCAAGAAUGGUUAAAGAAAAUAGAAAAUUUGCCGAAAUUAUCUUCACUUUUAGAUGAUUGUAUUGUGUGUUUUAAUGAUAUACAUAAAAUAGCACCUCUUGAGCCUACUAUUAUUACAAUAGUAUCAUCUCAAACAGAAAUUGUUAAUUCUGUUAUUCGGAGGAUUUUUAUAAGGUCUCGAGGCAAGCCUACAAAUAUUAUUUCUCAGGGCUAUAGAAGAGGCAGUGAUACUAUACAAACUGCUACUGCAGGUGCAUUUGGAGAUGCUAUUGUGAAUUAUUUUCCAAAUAAUCAUGUUACGUUUCUUAGAUCAGAUAACUGGGAAACACUUUUGCAAUUUGUUGGUGAUAGAUUUAUGGUUGAUCUCUUACUUGAAACAAGUAUGUUUAUGGCAUUACCUCGAGAUAAUUACUUUCAGUUUUGUGGAAUUCCAUUACAUGAGGUUAGUUCUCUUACAAACCUUAAAAGAAGUUGUUCUUUUUUUGAGAGAAAUUGUAUUAAAAAAUCUAAAUCUGUAUCUUUUUCUAUGCAGUAUGAAAACUCUAAACAAUCUUUUGAAGCAAACAAAUUGGAUGGAAUUACAUUGACAAAUAUGGUGCCACGAGAAGACUCUUUGGUUAAUAUGCAGGAAUUUAAACGUUCAUAUAAUGAGAUUAUGAUAAUACGUUCCAGGAUAUUUUACGCUCGACCAGUAUAUAAUUCACGUAACAAAAUUUUGUUUGGAUUUCCUCGUAUUCAUCUAUUAAGUCGCUAUAAUGAUCCGGAUAAUUUAUUUCAUUCUAUUUCUCUUUUAAUUCAUAUUUUUCCGCGUCAAUUUCGUCUACAUAAUAUUUUUACAUCUAUUACUGAUAAAAAGGAUAUUAUUCAAUCUUUAAAAGAUUAUACAAUAAAAGAAGAGAUUUAUGGUUUACUUCGCGAUAGAAAUAAAAAGAUAUCAAUUCCUAAAAGAUUAAGAAAAUUCUUAAAAAUCAUUCCAAUUUUACAAAAACGGCAUAAAUUAUGUUUUUAUAAAACUAUGUUGGAUCAUUACUGUCCCAUUAAAGAAUGUUCAAAUUUGAAUAUUUUGACAACUAAAUGGGAUUAUACUGGUAAUUAUCACGUCCUUCAUAAAUUAGAACAAUCUUCUAUAGAGUUUAAUUCUUUCUCGUUAAAAACAUUGAAUAAUAAUUCUAAUCAAAAAGAUGACCAAAUGAAUAUUAAUUUUAUUAAGUUAGCAACUCCUUAUUCUCAUGUUUCGUGUUUUUUAAGAGCUGUAAUGAAGCGAAUAAUUCCAAAAGAAUUUUAUGGCUCUGAUUGCAAUUUUGAAAAUAUUCUCAAUAGUAUAAAUAUGUUUGUUCGAAUGCGAAGAUUUGAAUCUAUAUCUCUUCAUGAUUUGAUGCAUUGUUUGAAAAUAAAAACAGUUUCCUGGCUUGAAAAAAGUAAUAAUUGUCGUAUGUCUUUAUCGGAUUUUCAGAAAAGAGUUAGCAUAUUUUCUGAACUUAUAUAUUGGACAUUUGAUUCCCUUCUAAUUCCUUUGAUUCGUUCUCAUUUUUAUGUUACUGAAAGUAGUGUUUAUCGGAAUAAAGUUUUAUAUUUCAGGCACGAUGUAUGGAAAAGUCUGUCAGAACCUCAUUUAUGUCGUAUUAAAUCUUUGAUGUUUGAUGAUUCGUCUUUGAUAAACUUAAAAGAAGUUAAUAGCGAUUUUUAUUUAGGAUAUUCAUAUAUACGGCUUCUUCCAAAAGAGACUGGAGUAAGACCUAUAGUGAAUUUAAGAAGAAAACAGAUUAGAAUACGAUAUAAAAAAAUUAUUUCAAUGCCAAGUAUUAAUUCUAUGGUAAAUACUGUAUUUUAUGUAUUAACAUUUGAAAGAGAAAGAAGUCCUAAUUGUUUAGGGUCAUCUUUAUUUUCAAUUAAUGAUAUUUAUAAAAAUAUUAAAAUGUUUAAAAAAUACAUUAAUAACAAUUGCUUGCAAAAGAAAAAACUUUAUUUUGUAAAAGUCGAUGUUAAAAAUUGUUUUGAUACUAUUGAUCAAGAUAAGGUUCUAGAAUUGGCUAUUAAUAUUUUGCAAGAAGAUGAAUAUAUUUUAAGAAGAUUUGUCUUAAUUACAUCAAAUUUUGGAAAAUUUAGCAAAAAAUUUAUUUCUAGAGCUGGUUCUUCAGAUGAUUUAUGUCAUUUUAAAAAGUUUGCGGAUGAUAUUAGUCAUAUAUAUCGUCAUUCUAUUAUUGUUGAUCAAGUUGUUCACUCGUUUAAAGAUAAAGAUGAUAUAAUUAAACUUUUACGUAAACAUGUUAAGGGGAAUUUAAUUAAAAUAGGAAAGAAAUUUUAUAAACAAGUAAAAGGAAUUCCUCAAGGAUCGAUUUUGUCUACGAUGCUUAGUGCAUGUUUCUAUGGAAAUUUAGAAAAGAAUUGCUUAAAAUUUAUUCAACAGCCGGAUACCAUUUUAUUAAGGUUUGUUGAUGAUUUUCUUUUAAUAUCUUUGGAUAAAACUAUCGCUAAGAGAUUUUUGGAGUGUAUGCAUAAAGGAUAUCCUCAAUAUAAUUGCUAUGUUAAUCCGGAUAAGAGCCUUGUAAAUUUUGAAGUAAGUGUAAACGGAUUCAAAGUAAAUCGUUUAUUAGGAUCUCGUGAAUUUCCAUAUUGUGGAAAUUUAAUAAAUAUAGAGACUCUUGAUGUUAAAAAAGAUUAUUCUAGGUUAUCUGGAAGAGAUAUUGAUGAUACAUUAACAAUAGAAUAUUCCCAUAAUCCUGGAAAUGCUAUAUUAAUUAAAUCAUUUCAGUCGUUGAAAUUAAAUGCUCAUCCAUUAUUUAUAGAUACGGAUCUUAAUUCCUAUUAUACUGUUUUAUUAAAUAUAUAUAAUUCAUUUAUUUUUUGUGCUAUGAAAAUGCAUAGAUAUAUUAAAGUAAUGAAAGGGCAAAAGCCAAGUCAAAAUAGAAUAUUGAUGUUUAUUGAAGAAUGUUCAAAUUUUAUGUUAUCAUAUAUUAAAAGUAGAGAAUUAACCAUUUCACAUGCUAAAUGUUCUGUUAAUCCUGGUCAUGUAAAAUGGUAACUAUAUUUGUAUCACAAUAAUUUUUUAAGCAUAGUAAGGCUUGCAC